Molecule: messenger RNA, 327 nt
Organism: Rotaria socialis
Lineage: Eukaryota; Metazoa; Rotifera; Eurotatoria; Philodinida; Philodinidae
Source: the annotation of a GenBank genome assembly
AUGGUAAAAGAUAAAUAUUAUCGAAAUGCCGAACGAUAUAUGAUCGAAUAUAAAAUGCGAACACCUUAUCCUAUACCUACAGAAAUCAAUCAAUCAAACUACAUUAAGCAACAUACUCGUUCUACGCGACCACAUCCUGCCCAUGAACGAAGCCAUGCAAAACAUAAUUCAGGAGAAGGAUUUUAUAGUUCUGAAGGACAUAUUGAUAAAAGUCAACGAACGAAAAAACCUGUUCAACAACAGAAUCAAAGUCAAACAAAUAAUCAGGGAACAGCACCAACAUCGCUAGCAACAGCAAACAGAAGUUCCUGUUGUACGAUUUUAUAA